CGAGCGCGAAUAUCCGGAAUAAUGUAUUCGGCAUUUAAAAAAAAUAAAAUGCGGCCGUCAUAAUUUCAAAAUGGUUCUGUAAUAUAUUGGAAAUAAGUAUUACAUUUGUUCCAUAUUCAGUGUUGUUUUGUUAAUAUACAAUGCAAACGGAUAGUUUUACAGAGCAAUUACUUGAGCGUACUCGACAAAGGAGAGCUAUGCUCAACCAGAAGCUCGGGAAGACUCCAGACCCAGCUCCAAGGAAGAGAGUUCUGGAAGAUACUACAAACAUGCCAGUGAAAUCAGCAGCUGUAGAUGAUGACUCUCCUAAGAGGCAGUGUACCUGGGAUGAUGGGACAGUGAAAGCAGAUACUCCUGCCAUACCAAGUGUGAAAUCAAGACUACAUGCUCUCUCGAGUGAAAGAAUGAACUGGUCAGAUACAAAUUCAGCCGAAAAUGAAUUGCCUAAGCAACCUGUGUUUGAACCUCAAAAUAGCCCCGCUUCAUCCCCGGUCAACAGGAAGUCUAGAUUUGCCAAGCUUGCUCAGAACCUAGAUGACUUUGAAUGUGACAUGUCUCAUCCCACAGUAAAAAAACAAGAAGAAAAGAAACCAAGAUGGCAGCCACCCCAGCGUGAUAGUGGUAACAACCAGCCACACAAUGACGCUAGGGACAGGCAUGUCUCCUCACCAAGGAAGGAGUAUGAGCUGUACCAGGGACCUAAGAGGAUAAACCACAACAGUGGUCCUGGUCCAGCUCCCUCACCAAAGAAAAAAGAAGCCCCGGCUCCUCCAGCCCCACCGGUACCACAGAAUAUCUCUGGACCCCCUAAACCACCUCGAGCACCGUCCCCAGCUAGGGCUGCUUCCCCUAAGAGGACUCCAGCUCCCAGUGCUCCCUCGGGCUCUCCCAAAGUGAGCACACAUACAAUACAGCUGCAACAGCCGCAAUCUGUUGGCUCCCCAAAAUAUACACACCAGGUUCGCACAGUAACAAACCAGGUACCUGUGAACCGGAAAGAUGGGGAGCAGUUGACGUCGGGAGAUGAACCGACAAGCCAACCGGUCACAGAACGGUUGGCUACAUGGAAGAAGGCAGUUGAUACCCCUAACAAGGGAAUCACUGUCAAUGACCCGACAGAGCUGCCACUGUCGGAAAGAUUUGCAGGAUGGGAACAAAGAGUUUCGCAGACUCCUGUAACAGAUAAGGCUCCCAUCAGUCGUACCACCGCCAAACCUAAACAGAUAUACACUCCAGCUAAAGACACUAACUGCAACCAGGACGACUCUGAAAUAAAGCCUAUAUCAGAUAUCAGGUCGAGCUGGAAACAGCAAGAUGCUAAAAACAAUCCACCAAGAGAGUCGGAACCCACAGCUUUCUCGGUCACAGAACGAAUGUCUGCAUGGGAAACUAUGACGUCAGCUAACAAGGUGAGUUACAUAAAGAAGGUGGAUCCUGGCUCCCCAGGCCAUUCACCAACACGACCUUCCGGCAGCCUGAAACCAGCUGGCACGCCAAAUAGAGGAGCCACAUGGAAGCCGUCUGGUACCCCAAACAAAGGCCUGACCCCGCAGAAAAGUUUCAAAGACAGUAUAGAGGAGAAAGCUGCACAGUUAGGUAGAAAACCUUCAGGCAGUGAGGGAUUGCCACCUAGACCGCCAACCGGUAAUACCAGGUCUCCAGUAAAGCCAGUGAACUCUCCUAGCAAGACUAACCAGUCUCCUGUCAGAGGAAACCAGUCUCCCAUCAGAGGAAACCAGUCUAGUCCCAACAAGACUGGUUCCCCAAAUAAAGUAGGAAGUGCUACCAAGAGCUUACAGCAGAAGAUCCUGGAACAGGUACAGUAUAGCAAGACGGACCAGCUGGCUGAUAAACUCCGUCAGGAGAGAAUGGCAGAGGUAAAUGCUCUCAACAACAGAUAUCAGAAUGGUAUACUGCGAGAUGACCGUGAACUCCCUCCCCCUGCUGUGGAACAGACUUGUCCACCUCCGCCAGAGAGGGUCGCUCACCCAGUGUCUAGAGCUGACAAGAAGACUUCAGUAAGGGAGAAAGCUCGAGAAGAUUUUAACAAAAAGCUUCAAGCCAUGGGAUUUGAACUUUCAGAUGAAGGUGGUGCAUCUUAUAAUUUCAAAAAUGGUCAAUGUCAGACAUUAGCCAAUGGCAAACAAGCACAGGGACAGGCUUCAGCAGCCAGUAAGAAACCAAGUAUUUAUAGACUUGUUUCAAAGAAGUGCCAGGAACAGGAGCGGCCCGUAGUUCAACAGCAUUCAUCGUCGUCCUCUCUAAAGAAGGUUCAGUUCCAAGAACACAACACGAGCACAGAGAGUGACAGCAGUACUGACAGACAUGAGGAACAGUGUACCGAGACUGAAGGCGAUACCAUGGAUGAAACUGAUGAUUUUGAUCCACCUUCAGAGGAUAUCCAGUCUGAGACACAGGAAUCGUUUGACGAUUCUUUCAACAGUGGGUCAGAGUCAAGUAUCCCAGAAUCCUACAGAAGUCCUCCAAAAAGAAUGCAUGAUCAACAAAAGCCCCAUACUACACAGUCAAAUGAAAGGUUAACAGAAGACGAUGAUAUUAGUUUGAGUGCGUUCGUACCUGCCUCAGUGCGAAGAGAAAGUAUGCUUCCUCCGAGACAGGAACAUGAUGAUACAACUAGUAUAACAAGUGAAGACAGUAUGGACUAUGUAAACACAGAACAAACUGACAGAAAUAGACAGAGAUACUCGUCACAGGAGAGCAGUGAAGCCGAGCAGACGUACAAAAAGCAGCGUAUAGACAGUACAGAGGAUAGCGAGGAUGAGGAGUGUGAUCGUGCUGAGAUGGACGACCUUCUUGAUGAAGCAAUGGACGAUAUCUCAGAAGUUGAGAUGAGAAAAAAGGAGCCACAGCCUGUACCGCGUAAGCGAAGAAGUUACAUGCAUGCAACAAUGGAAGGAGAUGUGUACCAGCCAGAACAAGUACAGAUGCGUCCAAAGACUAUGCCACCCCAGAGCAGAGAUAAUAAAGUACAGUACAGAGCAAAAAGUGAUGGACUGGCAUACAGUGUGUCCAUGUAUAGGAGUAACAGAAUGACAAAGAUAACCACAACUGUAGAUUUCCGAGAAAUGAGUCAGGAGAUGUCGACAGCCAGUCAGCGUAUCUCACGUCACAGUCAUUAUGUACAUGAGGACGUGAAGGAAGAAGACAUCAAAAUGCCGAACCAACUUCCACCCGAUGUUCAGAGGAAAACACUCCAUGAGAGAAUUAAGGAGUUGCAGGAGUUGGUGAGUCAAGAACAAAGCGUGAUUAUGCAGACAAGUAAUGCUCUAAACAAAUGUUGUAGCGGUGAUUCCCAGUUUGCUGGCUCCGCCGAGCAGGUCGAGUGUAACAGAUUAUUACUGGUUUCAUGUCAGAGACGACAGGCAUACCUUACGGAAAUGCAGAGAUUGAAGGAAACUAAGCAGUUAGAUGCUCCCAAUCAGCAGGGACCAAAGGGAUCUCUAACCAUCAGUGACAUCAGACUGCCACUGAAGAAAGAUUUUGUCACCAAAAUAGGAACCUCAUCAGAUAACACAGUGCACUAUUUUAUGUUGUUGAUACGUAAUGGACCGCAGGUGAUUACCACACAGAUGUUGUCCACACAUGACCCAAUGAUGAGAGGUAGUCUGGACUUUCCAAACCUCAUCAAGAUACACGGAAUCUCUUCAAACUUCAACAUCAACUUAGAAAUCUAUAGUAUGUAUUGCUUGUCAUGCUUUCAGUCUGUGUCCAGGGAACAUAAAGACAAGAAGAAGAAGACUCCAAAGAAAACCAAACAUACAACACACAUUGCAAUGGAGAGCCCAGGAGGCCCGACAGCAGUAAGAACAACAAGUUUUACAUUGAUCACGUCACUACCUAUCACAAUGAAGUCACUAGACAAAAGCAGUUUUGCUCUAGAAAGGAUACCAUUCCUUUCACCAUUACAUGGGAUGAUCUACAUGCGUCUCAAGUGUAUGAUGGAACAGAAUGUAGAGGAGCGGGGCUUCCUUACCAUGUUUGAGGAUGUUUCUGGGCUCGGAGCCUGGCAUCGGCGCUGGAUCGUCCUCACAGGAAACAAACUGUGCUUCUGGAAAUACCCUGAUGAUGAAACGAGAAAGGAUCCUAUGGGCAUUAUAGAUCUAAAGCGAGUGAUCACAGAGAAGGUUGGCUUGAUACCUCGAGAUAUCUGUGCACGACCUCACACGUUUGAACUGGUGUCUGUUCGUCCACCAAGGAGAGGGGAACAAGACACGUUGGUCACGAAAACAUACAACACCAUGACUACCACAAGGUUUAUGUUAUCGGCAGAUACAAAGGAAGAGAGAAUAGUGUGGUGCAAUAAGGUGAACAGAGCCCUGGCGAACCUCCGUACCUGGCAUGCAGAUGCUAUGAGGCCCAUCAAGGCCCCAAAAUAAACUCAUAAGUUGUGCUUUCAUAUAAACUGCUAUGACUAGACAAUUGUGAUGCACUUGCGACAAGUUUCAAUCUUGAUACUCUCAGUAUGUCAUACAAUGUACUGUGUCCACAGGUUUCAUACAAGCAAACAUUUAUAACUGGGAAUAAAUCUGUUCAGUUCAUAUUGGAGAAAAAGAAUUUUAGUGCUUCUUGUGUUUAGCCAUUUUACUUGGCAUUGAUGUAAAAUCCUGAGGUCACCAUUAUUGUAAAGAGCCAGAGGCUGUAUUCCUCGACGUGUUAGGAUUUGUAAUAGAUGAUUUUAGGAGUACAAAUUUUGAUCUAACGGGAACCUCCUGGAAAUAUUGAAUGUUGAUAGAUUUGAAUAGUAUGGGCAUUGUUUCUAAAGGUAAAAAUUUGAUUCGUGAAAAAAUAAAUGUUAAAAUGAUUUGAUAAAGAAACAGUAAAUUCUAGCUUGUUGGGCGGUGUGUAAGGUUGUCUGUCAUAGGGGAGAGAAAUACUGGCCAUGUAUGUGAUAUUAUUUUAACCUAUACAUAAAGACAUUUUGUAAGUUAUUACUGGAUGUAUAAAUGUCAUUAACCUGUAUGUUAUUGGCUGUGCAAUCAUGCUUUAAUAUGGGAUCAUAGUGGUUACUGGUUUAGGGUUUCGUAUUUUCAUGUUUAGCACAGUAACAUUUAUUUAAGGACAUAAUAUGUAAUCGGUUUAU
Molecule: messenger RNA, 5101 nt
Organism: Mercenaria mercenaria
Lineage: Eukaryota; Metazoa; Mollusca; Bivalvia; Venerida; Veneridae
Product: anillin-like
Exons: 22
Coding region: 141-4397 (1418 amino acids)
Biological process (GO): actomyosin contractile ring assembly; mitotic cytokinesis; septin ring organization
Cellular component (GO): actomyosin contractile ring
Source: RefSeq, a predicted model, not a curated record